CACAUAUUUAAUUUUUUACAGAUGUUGCAGUUCUUCUAUCGCUUUUAGUGGCAACGGGUGUUUCUCAAAGCUGUGAUCGUAUAUUUGAUAGUGAAGAUUGUGUUUAUGACGUAUUUUAUUCUUCUCGAUGUGAUAUGUCAAUUUACAGCUUCCAAAUUGGGAAUUUGGAAUAUGACAUAGAUAGGAUUAACUGCCCACACCAUUCCUAUAAUGGAUACGUACCCAUAAAGCUACAGAUUAUAGACACUGAGAGAAAUCAUUUUAUGGAACAAUUUAACAAUAUUGAUACAAAUAUUAUUAAUCUAAUUAUCGCUCUCAAUAUGAGCCAUAAUGAAUAUUAUAUACAAGAGCCAAAUUUGAUUGCAAUGCGAAAUCUUGCAACAUUGGAUGUAUCUUCGAAUCAUUUAGCGAUUGCUAAAUUAACUAAUACGAACGAACUCCCAUCACUAACUAGCAUUAAUUUAUCCAAUAACAUAAUAAAAAAAAUUGAUGUAUCAAGUGGCGAAUAUGUUUAUGAACGACUGACACAUAUCGAUUUGUCACAUAAUUAUUUAGUAAGCCUACCUGACGCUAUCUUCCAUCGAUUUAGGGAAUUAGAAUACCUAGAUCUUUCGUAUAAUUACAUCGACGCUGUAACCCCAAUCACGUUCGAAGGCUGUCAAAAUUUGUUGUAUUUAAAUAUGACGCAUAACAGAAUCUCCGAUAUCAAUUCUUCACUUAUUAGGUUUAGUAAAUUAAUAACACUCAGCUUUAAAAAUAACAAAUUAUACGAAGUUAAACGGUCGGAUUUAGAUAGCCUAACAAAUUUAAAGCGCCUCGACCUGAGUUCAAAUUCGAUAGCAAAUUUGGAUGCAAACGCAUUUGAUAAUAUGAAUUUAUUAACGAGUUUAGAUUUGAGCGGGAAUCAGUUGAAGACAAUAGCUAAACAGAUGUUUGCAAACUUAAACGAUUUAAAGGAAAUUAAUCUUGCAGGGAACCAUUUUUUGGUACUACCACGAGGAAUAUUCAAAGGGAAAACUGUGUCCUCAUUUUUAAUACAAGAUAAUGCCUUAACGGGGUCAAUUGUAAGGGGUACCUUUGAAGGUCUACAAUAUGUAACACAGCUGGAUUUAGGCAAUCAACAAUUGUCGACCAUAGAAGAUUACGCAUUUUCGGGUUGGAAAAUGUACAAAAAAUUCUUCUUAAUAAUAAUAAUAUACAGUCACUAUCUAAAAAUUGUUUUAAAUUACUGCAACAUUUGUAUGAACUGGAUUUAUCGCACAACAGAAUUACAAAUUUAGACUUCAACAAA
Manduca sexta (tobacco hornworm) is the source of this 1291-nucleotide messenger RNA. RefSeq names its product chaoptin-like. The transcript has a single exon. Bases 135 to 1280 code for a protein of 381 amino acids. NCBI's taxonomy places the organism in Eukaryota, Metazoa, Arthropoda, Insecta, Lepidoptera, Sphingidae. Gene Ontology annotation, molecular function: protein binding. The record is from RefSeq and is a predicted model, not a curated record.